AACGAUCUUCGAUGCCUUACAGCUAAUCUUUCUUGUUGUUUCGGCACUGGUAUCGCAUCUUGCAAAGCCAUUCUGUGGAAACCUGCUGGGUUGAGAGAAUUUCCCACCUCGAGCUUCUCUGUGUACAACAGCGAACCAUGGGCUUUCACAUCUCAGAGGCACUCAUCCUCAGCCAGGGACCUGAUCUCGAAUGCACGACACUUGCAUGCGCGAGCGAGGGACUCGAUGUACUCUGUCGCCACGACGAGUCAGCUACCCAAACACUAACCCUUGUCAGCGGACGUUCACUCUAGCGCUUCCGAGAUCCGGAACUUCAAAUAGAAUGCUGCCAGGCUACAAAGCUCCACCAUCAUCAUCCGCCGAUACCGUCUGGAGUCGAGAGGCUCAUAACAGCGCCGUUUCGUACCGCAAGUACACGAGUGCAUUGCAAGCAGGCGUACUCCCAUGAUUUCGUCUGAUCUGACGUCGUUAAUGGGCCGCAAAUGAAAGGUCUCUAGCUCGCGUCGGGAGCCGAUGCAGGGCGCGAAAACAGUAUAACGGCAGCCGUUGAAACCGCCGGCUGUCAAACCGCACCGCCAUG
This is a messenger RNA of Baudoinia panamericana UAMH 10762, 580 nucleotides long. RefSeq lists its product as uncharacterized. The transcript has a single exon. Lineage: Eukaryota; Fungi; Ascomycota; Dothideomycetes; Mycosphaerellales; Teratosphaeriaceae. The coding region runs from base 191 to 448 and encodes 85 amino acids. The record is from RefSeq and is a predicted model, not a curated record.